UCUGUGCGCGCCGCCGCCCCGCAAUGCUGACGGCGGUCUGCGGCUCCCUGGGAUCGCAGCCCUCGGACGCGCCCCGCGCCUCCCCGACCCACCUGGACCUGCAGCCGCUCCAGCCCUUCCAGCCGCACGGCCCCGCCGCUCCCGGGGCCCCCGACUUCGCCUCGCCGCUGCCCCCGCCCGAGCUGCCGCUACCGGGGCCCGACGACGCCGCGUUCGCCGCCGCCGCCGCCGCCGGCGCCUACGAGCCCCAUGGCCCCCCGAGGUUAGAGCUGCCCCCCGACGGCCCCGCCGCCCCCGGAGCCUACGCCAAGCUGCUGCCGGCCGCCCCGGACAUGGCGCAUCCCUACGAGCCGUGGUUCCGGCCCCCGCACCCCGGAGCCCCCGGCGAGGAGGGCGGAGGCGUCAACUGGUGGGACCUCCACGCCGGAGCCAGCUGGAUGGAGCUGCCCCCCGGGCAGGGCGGGGGGCUGCAGGUGCCCGCGCACCCCGGGCUGCCCGCGGGGCUGGGCGGGUACGGCGGGGGCGAGCACCAGCUCUGCGCGCCCCCCGCCCACCUGCUGCCCCCGGGGCAGGCGGCGUGCCGCUGCCCCAACUGCCAGGAGGCCGAGAGGGGGGGUCCGUGCCCCGAGGGGGCGAAGCGCAAGCACCUGCACAACUGCCACAUUCCCGGCUGCGGGAAGGCGUACGCCAAGACCUCGCACCUGAAAGCCCACCUGCGCUGGCACAGCGGCGACCGGCCCUUCGUGUGCAACUGGCUCUUCUGCGGCAAGCGCUUCACCCGCUCCGACGAGCUGCAGCGGCACCUCCAGACCCACACGGGCGCCAAGAAAUUCUCCUGCCCCGUCUGCGGCCGCGUCUUCAUGCGCAGCGACCACCUGGGCAAGCACAUGAAGACGCACGACGGGGGCAAGGACGGGCCCGAGCCCGAGGGCAAAGCCGGGGACCCGUCGGCCGCCAAGGGAGGCAAGAGGGAGCCCGAGGGGGGCACGGCCGCCCCCACAAACUGA
Molecule: messenger RNA, 1007 nt
Organism: Onychostruthus taczanowskii (white-rumped snowfinch)
Lineage: Eukaryota; Metazoa; Chordata; Aves; Passeriformes; Passeridae
Gene: SP6
Product: Sp6 transcription factor
Exons: 1
Coding region: 24-1007 (327 amino acids)
Biological process (GO): regulation of transcription by RNA polymerase II
Molecular function (GO): DNA-binding transcription factor activity, RNA polymerase II-specific; RNA polymerase II cis-regulatory region sequence-specific DNA binding
Source: RefSeq, a predicted model, not a curated record